ACGCGCUACUCAAGUGUGAACAAUACCUUAAUUCAAUAUAUACGUUUUUGUUAUACCAAAUGAUAAGUGGACUUAAUAAAUAAUAAAAAACAAAACCACAAAAAUUCCUCUAACUAGGUAAAAAUUGAGACACUCUCAAGUCCAUAAAUUAAACCUCAGUGGCGACUCUCCACACUUAUGAUAUGAUAAUAACAAAUUAGAAAGAGAUUACCAUAUUGGACAUACAUAACAAAGAUAAAAAAGCACCCAUCGUUGAUGCCGAAAUUUUAAUACCCUCACAAAUUGGCAUUACAUUUUUAAGCCCUGGUCAAUACAAAAAUGCCGAUUAAAGAUCUCCUACAGCGAUGCCAGCCCAUUCCCCUCUAUGUGGUAUUGGUGCUAUCCAUUUGCUAUUUUUUACUUCAAAUGGUCUUCAGUCAUAUAACCCAUGCAUUGACUUUGCUCAUGUCCUCGUAUCACAUGUUGUGCAAUAUUUUUGCACUUGCUGGUUGCAUUUUAACAAUUAAGCAUAGCAAAAAGAAACAAGAAGAAGAGGAGAAACGUUCUCUAUAUAAUAGAAAAUCAGUGCCAUCAUCGAAUGUAUCGUCGCAGGAUAAGAUCACUGUGGUGGUUCAACUAUCGGAAACCGAGGAACAAAAAUUGGCCAACAAACGUGAGAGUCGAGAGCAAAAGCUAAGGAAUACCUUCGGUUGGGCUCGCAUCGAUAUAUUGACCAUGCUGAUAGUCUUCAUUAUUUUGGCAUCUUUAUCCUUUUCUCUGGUGGUGGAAGCUCUACAGACUCUUGUUCAUAUCGAUCAUCAGGAUACAAUGCAUUUACCUAUUGAAGUGAUGAUGCUGGGAUUUGUUGGUCUUAUACUUAAUGGAUUGACCUAUCUAUUAAUUGGUGGCUAUACCCUGCAUCAGGGAAGUUUUCUUCAUUUGACACCCGGUGGCAAUGUUGUCCUCGAACGCUCCAUGUCCAGCAAUAUGGACGUAUCGCUUAAGCCGAUGCAAAGACAAUUGAGCAAAUCUCGCAAUGAUCGUCAAUUGCGAGAGGAAUUGGAGGCGGAAAUCGAGAAUGGUGUCUAUUUGACCACCAAACGGCAGGGAGCCGUUGAAAUGCUACGCGAUGUAUCGAGUACCAUAUUUGUGAUUGUCUGCGCUGCCAUUGUCUAUGUAGCUGAAGAUGAGAAGCAUACGGCUAAAUUUAUUGAUCCCGUCCUAUCGAUAUUCUCUUGUGUCCUAUUGCUGUCCUUGAGUUAUCCAUACAUGAAAGAGUCUUGCCUGAUUCUGCUGCAGACUAUACCCGGUUCGAUUGAUUUGGAGAUUUUUGAACGCACUCUAGUCACAAAAUUUCCGGAAAUUGUUAGCUAUCAUGAUCUGCAUAUAUGGCAAUUGGCUGCACAUCGUUAUGUGGCCACCAUACACAUACAAUUCCAGAAUCCCAAACUGUAUUUAAAGAUAAUUGAACAAGUGCGAAAUUAUUUCCAUGAGCAGGGAAUUGGUGCUGUGACCAUACAACCGGAAUUUUAUCCAUCAACAAAUAAGAACGCCUCCGCCUCGCUGGAAUGCCUGAUGCAGUGUCAGGCAGCUGAAUGUGCCGAAAAGGUUUGUUGUCGGGAUUCACGUACCGAUUUGAGAGAAAUAAGUCAAUGUCCAGAUGGUAGUCAGCAAGCAAUGCCAUCCUCCUCUGCCUCUUGGUCCUCCAAAUCUGCCAGCUGCUGUCCUAAAUCACAAUCAUGUGCAGAAUUGAGAGUGGUCAUAGUGGAGAAACCGCAAGAAUUGAAUGCCUCUCAAUUGAUGAAGGCUGACAAGGCUGAUGGCAAGGAGGAGAAUAAGCAAGAGGUCGUCCUCCAGGCUCUGGAGGAGUCGUCACCCAAACUAAUUAUAUCGAAAUCCAGUCCAGAAUUGGCCGAGAACUGCUGAGAGGCCGUUUUUUAUGUUUUAGUAUUUUUUUUUGACGAUUUUAGAUAGUUCCUAAGAUAAUUUACAAAACUUAUGCCAUACCAACCACAACAAAAGAAAACAAAAAAAAAUAAUAAUAAUAAUAAUAUUUUGGACGCUUAAUUUAAAUAAAAGUAAAGUUAAGGUAAAUUUAUUUUAUACAGACGAAAAUGUACAUUUAUAAUAUACACAUGCAUAUACAUUUAACAAUAUUUUAA
Drosophila willistoni is the source of this 2141-nucleotide messenger RNA. It is a transcript of the gene ZnT77C, whose product is annotated as zinc transporter 1. NCBI's taxonomy places the organism in Eukaryota, Metazoa, Arthropoda, Insecta, Diptera, Drosophilidae. Gene Ontology annotation, biological process: detoxification of zinc ion; zinc ion transmembrane transport; intracellular zinc ion homeostasis. The transcript is spliced from 4 exons. The coding region runs from base 319 to 1905 and encodes 528 amino acids. Gene Ontology annotation, cellular component: membrane. The record is from RefSeq and is a predicted model, not a curated record. Gene Ontology annotation, molecular function: zinc ion transmembrane transporter activity.